Molecule: messenger RNA, 3006 nt
Organism: Sphaeramia orbicularis (orbiculate cardinalfish)
Lineage: Eukaryota; Metazoa; Chordata; Actinopteri; Kurtiformes; Apogonidae
Gene: mbnl2
Product: muscleblind-like splicing regulator 2
Exons: 10
Coding region: 924-2126 (400 amino acids)
Biological process (GO): regulation of RNA splicing
Cellular component (GO): nucleoplasm; cytoplasm
Molecular function (GO): metal ion binding; RNA binding
Source: RefSeq, a predicted model, not a curated record
CUUAAAAGUAGUUAGCGAGCUAGCGUGUAGGGAGAAAUAGCCUACUUUCGCCUUUUACUGAAAUACUCUUCGGAAACGAAAAAAGUUUACAUCUGAAAAUAAAUCCUGAAAACCCUCAGUUGAAGACCUUUUUUGUCAUCGUGUCCCGACCCGUGAGUCCCGCUCCAGACGAAAUAGCGCUCGCGACAGGAGGUGGUGGCGAUCCAAGUGCAGCUGGAUGUGACAGGUUCGUCAUCAGAUCACUGACAGAAAGUGCCUUGUGAGACGACACCCCUACUUGAAGACAGAUCCCUUGGCGUUUCUGCAGAGCUCCCGACUUUUUCUCUCACUGCAGUCGUGACAGGACACAGCUCAGAGGAACUUCGAGGUCAAAAUACUGUGUUGUUGGCCAAGGUGCCAAAGAGUAGGUACGGAGGAGGUCUAAACAAUAGAAAGCCAUUUUGUGUUGUCCUAAACUGUGCCAUUGCACCUUAAAAUAGCACCCCUUUUGCAUCUCAACAUCCACGCUCGCACAGAUAUCAUCACUCAUACAGAGGGACAUUUGAGGACGUUGGUACAACCAGUCGGGCUUGUCUCUGAGCAUGUCCCCUCUGCCUUGUCAGAGGUCUGCACCUGAGACUAUCUGAUUGAUGAACAAUUAGUUGUUUGAGUGACAAACACAACCACAGCAGUGCAGUCCCAUGCUCGGGUCACAGAGACUUUGCCAGCCAUUACCUCCACGUUUCUGCCCACAAGGACAAACUUAAUCCACUGACCUGAAGCAGAACAUUUUAGCUACAUGUCCCAUCAGUUUUAGUCCGUUGUGUGUUUAUUUAUUAAUUUUUUUUGUACUGGAACAUUCUGAAACACGUCCUCAGAGGAUUGUCUCCUCCUUAAACCAAGUGGCUCCACUCCACUCCGGCUCCUCAGCCAGCGCUGCUGACAUGGCUCUAAACAUUGCCUCCAUACGGGACACAAAAUGGCUGACCCUGGAAGUGUGCCGGCAGUUUCAGAGGGGAACUUGCUCUCGCAGCGAUGAGGAAUGCAAAUUUGCACACCCGCCCAAAAGCUGUCAGGUGGAGAACGGGAGGGUGAUCGCCUGUUUUGACUCAUUAAAGGGCCGUUGCACGCGAGAGAACUGCAAAUACCUCCACCCGCCCGCUCACCUGAAGACCCAGCUGGAGAUCAAUGGGCGAAAUAACCUGAUCCAGCAGAAGACAGCGGCCGCCAUGUUGGCUCAACAGAUGCAGUUCAUGAUCCCAGGAACCACCAUGCAGCCUGUGACGUUUCCAGUCAGCCAGGGCUUGGGCUCCAGCGCCGGUCUGAGCUACACACCCUACUUGACUCCGAUGUCCCACAGCAUGGGCCUUGUGCCCACAGACAUCCUGCCCAGCACGCCCGUCAUCGUCCCCGGCAGCCCGCCCGUCUCAGUUACCACCGGAUCUUCCUCCAACCAGAAACUGCUGCGUACCGACAAGCUGGAGGUUUGCCGCGAGUUCCAACGGGGUAACUGUGCCCGCGGCGAGACCGACUGCCGCUUUGCCCACCCGAGCGACAGCCCCAUGAUUGACACCAGCGACAACACGGUCACCGUCUGCAUGGACUACAUCAAGAGCCGCUGCUCCCGCGAGAAGUGCAAGUACUUCCACCCCCCAGCCCACCUGCAGGCCAAGAUUAAGGCCGCCCAACACCAGGCCAACCAGACAGCUGUGGCUGCGCAAGCCGCUGCCACAGCUGCAGCCAUGACUCAGUCGACUGCCAAAGCAAUGAAGCGACCCCUCGAGGCAACUGUAGACCUGGCGUUUCCCCACGGCGUCCUCCAGCCCCUACCAAAGAGACCAGCACUUGAGAAGAGCAAUGGAGCAAGCUCCCUGUUCAACCCCAGUGUUUUGCACUACCAGCAGGCGCUGGCCAACGCACAGCUCCAGCAGCCCGCUUUCUUUCCCACAGGGUCAGUCUUGUGCAUGACUCCUGCUAGCAGUCUUGUCCCAAUGAUGUACAGUGCUACGCCUGCUACUGUCUCUGCAGCAACAACUCCUGCCACAAGUGUCCCCUACGCAGCAACAGCACCAGCCAAUCAGGCCAGCCGUGCGUGCACUUCCCGUGACUCACCGUCUCUUCCUGUAAUUGGCAUGCAGCAGCAGUAGCAGCAGGAAGCAGAGCUGCUCUUUAAAGAUGCAUGUGGGACAAGGAGCUGGAGAAACACUGACGUCAGCCCUUGCUGUCUGUCUCCGUCUGUCCCUCUCUUGUUCUCCCCCCUCCCUCCCCCUCGUUGUGCAUAAAAAUGAUUCCAGCUAGGAGACGGUUAACACUUUGAAUCUGGGCUGCGUACAAUCCAAAUCCUCGUUUACUACCGCCAUCCCCUCUGAGAAUAAAAAGCCCAGUCUUAAUUCAAUAGCACACCAUUGUUGCUGGAAACACCCCCUCAGCCCCAAACAUGAGCAGCUGUAAAUCCUGAUGCAUUAGCAUUAGCAUCUCUUAAAAAUGACCUGCCCUCUAACUCUAAUAUUCUUGAGUGAAUUAUUAUAGUCAGGACAAUAAUUUGACAGAGUGAGGUCUGUUUAUCUCCAAAUGAAAUAAUCUAAAUGUGAUUGGAAGGUUUCUGUAAUUAGGUAUUGCCAGACAUUUACAAUUUAAGGUAGAAAAAUAAUGACACAUAGGACGUAAAACUCUCAUACUGGGACAGAAUGAUGCUCAAGGGUCCAGAAUGUGGUCCAUCCUCAUUUUGACAUGAUUAGUAACCAAUCACACAUUUUCAUGUCCCAGUUUAUAUUAACCAUAUAGCAUGGAGUCUCCAGUGAUGCUACUGCUCUGAGAUUAAGCUACAGCACCCUCUACUUUCGACAUGUGGCAUUACAUUACCUGUUUGAAGGAUAGCCGUGCAAGGCAUUUAGCUCUGGGGAGAAAUAGUAGACCACUGGUUUGGCUGUUUAUCAAUAUUUACCCCACCCCCCGAAGGAGAGGCAGGGGGUAUUGUUUUUGGUUGGGUUUGUUUUGUUGUUUCUUUGAUUGUUAACACUUUAGUAG